Molecule: messenger RNA, 6006 nt
Organism: Metopolophium dirhodum (rose-grain aphid)
Lineage: Eukaryota; Metazoa; Arthropoda; Insecta; Hemiptera; Aphididae
Product: paired mesoderm homeobox protein 2A-like
Exons: 4
Coding region: 610-1815 (401 amino acids)
Biological process (GO): regulation of transcription by RNA polymerase II
Molecular function (GO): DNA-binding transcription factor activity, RNA polymerase II-specific; RNA polymerase II transcription regulatory region sequence-specific DNA binding
Source: RefSeq, a predicted model, not a curated record
CGUCGUAUGUAACCGCCGCGCGCGCGCCACCGUAAUCAUCGCCGUCGUCGUCGUCUUCGUCGUCCUCUUCUACUGUCCGCCACCGCAUCCGCCGCCGCCGCCGCCGUUCUCUUCUCGCCCGUUACAAUACGAAGUGUAUGAAACUGUAUCGCCGAACAAAUUAUUAUUAUUAUUAUAUCAUCAUCAUCACUGCGGUGCAUCAGUAUUAUACCUAUUUACGCACGUAAAAUCAUUAUUAUUAUUCAUAUUAUUAACUAUACAAUAUUACGUACGGGCCGGUCUUUGCUUUUGGCCGCCGCCUCCCCUCGUUUUCCGUGGACGUCCUCCUCACUCGAUUUCGCUCUGGCGGGCCACACGUACUCGACCUGCAGGAUCAACAGCAGCAAAAUACUAUACCGAAUAACAACUACAUCAUUAUAAUAUACCUAACCGGUAAACCUAACGACAAACUUUUUACGCACACAUCGCGAGAUUGCAGUUGCCUCGCUAGUGCAGCAGUUGCAUCGUCCACGGUAUCGUAGAUAAUAUAGUACGUCGUUGUAUCGUCGUCGGUACGCACGUGCGCGCCGCCCGAUGAGAUAACGGUACGUGAUAACGCGCCGCAUCGUCAUGGACUACUCGUACCUGAACCAAGCCAACUUCGAUGGUCUGACCGGCACCACCACGGCCGCGUCCAACAUGGACCACGCGGCCAUGGGAUACGGUGACCUGACCGCGUGUGGCCAAAUGACGCACGCCGCGUACCGGUUCGGUCCCACUGCGUCCAUGGCCGCCCGGUCGUACAACACGGCAAUGGGCCAUCACCUAUCAGCCGCCGCGGCCGCAGCGGCCGUCGCGUCCGGCAACGGCCACAACGGCACCGGCGUCAGUUCCGCCGCUGCUGUAGCAGCCGCAGCCGCCGCCCGUGGACACCACCACGGUCAUCACCAGGACCAUCACCCGGGGCGGCCAACCAUGUUCUCGACCGCAAUGAACUUGCCAGGUGGGUUAGCGGCGUAUAAAAGUCUUCCGUAUACCACUCAUGACAGUAUUCUUACGGAAAAAAGGAAACAAAGGAGAAUACGGACUACUUUUACUUCAGCACAGCUGAAGGAAUUGGAAAGAGCUUUUCAGGAAACACAUUAUCCUGAUAUAUAUACCAGAGAAGAGAUCGCCAAACACAUAGAGCUUACCGAAGCCAGAGUUCAAGUGUGGUUUCAAAACCGCCGGGCGAAAUUCCGAAAACAGGAAAGGCUGGCCCAGCAAAAAUCGUCGCAAUCCAGCAGCAGUAGCACAGUGGACGCGACCAGCAUAAAAACCGAACCGAAACAAUGCGGUCAAUCAAAAGACGGCAAGCCUGGCACACCGUCCACGCCAGGCAGCAUAUCUUCCAACAACGGUUCUACCGACAUGAAAUCGGUCAAUGGAUCAGCGAUAAAAAUGUCUGAGCAGUCGGAAGGGGUGAACAACAACAAAUGGCUUUUGGGCCAGGGCCAGAAUUACACGCAGCUCCACCACCAGCUUCAGCAACAGUGCGGUGGUGGCAGUGGCGGCGGCGGUGGAGGCGGCGGUGGCGGCGGUGGCGGAAACGGUUCUCCGGGAAACAAUUCGCCGGCUCACAAGAUGAACGGCGGCGGCGGUGGUGGCACACACAAUCACAAUCACCACCAUCACCACCACUCGCCGACGUCGCAUCACCAACAGUUCGCUCACCACCCGUUCAGCCUGUUGGGCGCCACCGGACCGGCCGGCUACCUGCUCGGUUCCGACUCGCUCAAGGUCACCGGUGGCGGUGCGGGCGGCGGACCAGCCGGGUCCAACCACGUCUUGUUCUGAACUACGCUGCAUUGAACUGCGGGCAAACUUGGUUACUACAGUAAUAAUAUUAGGUAUAAUAUUAUUAAAUCAUAACAAUAAAAAAUAUUCACAACAAUGGUAGGUACCUACACUAAAACUUCGAAGAGUUGCUGUGCAGUGCCUACAUACACGUGCUGCACGAUUAUCAACAAUCGCAUUUCACCAUUUUGUACAUAAUAUUAAUAUUAUAAAUAAUAAUAUAAUAUACAAAAAUCAUUUAUAUUAUAUUGUAUACAGUGUUGUUAAUAGAUACUAUAAGCAAAUAUUGUCUUAUACGAGUUGUGAGAAUAAACCAUAAAGUUUAUAAUGUAUACUUUACCUUUAUUUUGAUAUUUUAAUUUAUAUUUUGUUUUCCUCUCAUUGAAUAUAACAAUGUUUCAAGUAGGUAUUAAUGGUAUAAUAUGAGAUUCGGUAGGCUUAGGUAAUUAUAUACCUACAUAAUAAUAAUAUAAUAUCACGAAAGGGUAUGAUAUCGAAGACCGCCAUAAGUCGUGCGGUGUUAUACAGUUGUAACUUAAAAGUUUAUAUUAUAUAUUAUCGUAUCCGUUGCCGUUGGGGAUGACUGUGUUGUCCAGGAGUGGAUCUAUGAGGGGGUGUCUUGUAGCCCCCACACAUUUAAGCUUUCUAGAUCCACGCCAGGUGUUGCCGUGGGGGAUGACUGUAUUGUCCGGGAGUGGAUCUAUGAGGGGGUGUCUUGUAGCCCCCACACAUUUCAGCUUUCUAGAUCCACGCCAGGUGUUGCCGUGGGGGAUGACUGUGUUGUCCAGGAGUGGAUCUAUGAAGGGGUGUCUUGUAGCCCCCACACAUUUCAGCUUUCUAGAUCCACGCUAGGUGAUCGUCGGUUUUGUCCGAAAUCGCGGGCAUAAUAAUAUCCAAAAAUAAUAACACCCUUGAUAAUAUUAUAUUCCUAUUAUAUAAAAUACUUAGCGAUCACCACGUGUUUAUAUUAAUUUAUAAUUUAUUUGUAGCCCGCGACUGUUUUCGGUCGGUAUUGUGCGACAACCAUUUAUACUAUGUGCCUGUCUAUAUAUUAUAUUAUAGAUAUAAGGUAUAAUGUAUAUAAUAUAUUAUAUAGACACGGGGCGGGUACGUUGAGGCCAACCCCAAAAAGUAUAUAAUAUAAACACGCCCCUCGAAUUUCCCGUUCUAUAUAAGUAUAGGAGAAAACGACGAACAUCAGAGUGCACUUUGAUGGUCGAUAAUACGCCACCCGCAUAUAGUGUAUCGUUUUGUGGGGUUAAUCGUUCGAGUGUAUAAACAUAUUAUGUAACCGAUUCGGUAACCGUUCGGCCGUCCUCUGCAGUGUCGUGUUAAGCGAGGGAGGAAAGGUCAGGGGAAGGGGCAGUAUCAAAUUUUUUGGAAGCACCGACAUAUUUAAUGUGUGUGUCUGUAUGUGUGAGUGUGUAUAUGGGUUUGAGUGAAUUUUUUAGCAAUACUUCCUUCAACAAUAUUAAUUAUAAGAAAACAGGAUUACAAGAAAAAAAAAAAUUUUAAUUUAAAGUUUUUACUUGAUUCGUUUGCGCUCAGUAAGUGAGUAUGAGUAGAUGAAUGAUAAGAAAUGGCGACUACCAUCAGAUUUCCACGCGGGUAUCAAAUUAGUUAUCAGUGGUAAUUUUCAAAAUCACCUGUUUGAGUAUACCUAAGGCCCAAUAAUAAAAUAUAUUAUGGUGAGAUAGAACUUAUAGUUGUUGUUUUAACUAACCGUGUGAAUUUUUGUCCAACCGGCGAAAGACAAUCGAUAAAAAUCCGUGAUUUUCAAAUCGAAUUUUUAGAAAAAGCUCCGGUCCACUGCAUAGAUUAUACACCUAGAACGCGUUGGGUUCUCUUAUCCGAUCGAGCAGUGUACUGAUAGGCGAUAAGUAACUGUUAGGUUUACAUAAUUAAAAAAUUGAUCUUUAAAAACUAAUGUUGUUAAUUUUAAAAACUUUACAAUAACAGUAAUAGUCUUACAAUAUUUUUAAAUGGUUAUACAAUUAUGCAUACGUAAAUUAUUUUUUUACGUUGCCAAGUUGUAUUAUAUAAGUCGGUGUCUCUUUAGAAGUUGAUCAUGAUAUUGCUGGUGUUGUCUGUGUUUGGACCUAAUGUUGCGUCUGCGUUGGAAGGCGUAUCGGGUUUUAUAUAUCGGUGGCAUUCUGUUGAUAUAAUAUGUUAAGUGGUAACUGUUAGGUUAACACCUAAGUCUUAACACUACGGUGGUUCGGUUGUAGCUCCUUGGCCUUGUGUGGUAUACUUGUACGACCCAUCCGGAGAUACAGGUCAAUCACAUACGACCUACGGUUUCAUUGUUUUCUGUUUGAACUGUCGCAUUAUGCAGGGGAGAUUAAUAUUAUUCAAGAUCGAAGAAAAAACGUGAUCGCGCACGUAAAACCAUCUUUAAAAACACCGCUGAAGCGUUAAACCACGGUAGUAGUAGUGUUGCCAAGACGAGAGUAGCGAAGUGCAUGUAGGUAAUGAUCGUUGGAUAUUUUUGGAACUUUUCUUUUUCUUAUUUUUUACUCAUCUUUUUAUUAAUACCCAAUAUCAUGCGGGUACGACGAACCGUGUCGUCAUAUUAUUUUUAUUAUUAUUUUUACGAUGCGAUAGGAUUAGGAAACGUCUAAAAAUACGUACAAAAUUGCCGCGGUAUAAACUACGCGAUAAAGGUGUCCGCACAAAUCGUUUUGCACGGUAUAGCUGCUGCAGUCGUGGGCGACGAUCUUCCAUAUUAUAAUCAUCAACGAUGGUGUUGAACUAUAUUGACUUUUUCAGAAGUUUUUUUUUUCGCGGUACAGCUGCUGCGGUGACGUUGGACGUUAUAUAGGCUUUUUCCAGGGCCGAAUUAAGGCAUGAGCAGUAUAAUAUUAUUACGGGCUACAGCAUAUAGAAUAGCGAUUGAUCGCGGAUUUCCCACAAAAUACAAACUGUUAAAAAAAAUUGUUAUGAUUACAAAAUUCUACUACACUAUUAUAGGUUAUAGUUAGAUUGUAUCCGUACCUAAGAUCGUGAAUAGUCGUCGUUUAAUUUAAAUUGUUUAUAUCAGUCGAGGCGUCGGGCCAUACCGCAGUGCGAGUGUUACAUAAUUAUACGCGUUAAUUAAUAAAAUAAAUCCCAUGAAAUUUUAUGUUAUUAUUGUCUUACUAAAUAUUUCCACAUAAUACGGGGGGCACCCACAAUAGAAAUGUACAAAUAGUUAAAAAUAUUAUUUUAUUAUUUUAACAAGUUGAAUAAGUAUGGGCUUAUGUUUAUGUAUAUUAAUUGAAAAAUUUAAAAUUCUUGAACAAAAAAAAUUUAAGAACACAAUUAAUUAAAUAUUAAAAAAAACAUCUUUACAGAGUUCUAUAGUAAAAUAUGGGAACACCAAAUUGUUCACAUCAUACGGCCGCCGUAGGUCUUUCCGGGCAUGAGCUCUUCGUAUUAUAUGGACCAGCGUCACAUUACCGCAGAUAUAGGCUUAUUAUAUUAUUAUAUAUUACACAUACUACUAUACUGAGUAGUUAGAUAGGUUAACUGUUCAGAGUGGCAAACUCGGAGUGCACCACACAAUCGACUGGAAAAAUAGUGGAAAACAACAAUAGUUAGAAAAUAUUACAUCGUAGGCAGUUUAAAAUACAUAAUAAAAUAUUGCACGUUUAUAACCUCACCUAUAAUAUUCUGAAAAGUGGAAUACCGAUCGUAAAAUAUUAUUUUAUACAAUAUUAUUCGAAUAUACGAUACAGUUGACUAAUUAUUAGUAAUUACUUAACGCACAUAGGUACACAUUUUCUAACCAAUUUUGUCGUAUCCUCCUCGUCAAUACAACCGACCAUCAUAAUAUUAUAACAUUUUUAAUAAUUGUUUGAUUUUUUUUUUUUUUUGGUUUUUGGUAUUUUUAUUUCUUAUUGUUUAUCGUAGGUAAAAUAAUUAAUAAUAUAGCGAUAUUUAUUGUAUCGAACGUAUAGUAUAUAAUAUAUUACUAUUAUUAUUAUUAUUGUAAUUUCUAUUCGUCCGAAAAAUAGAAAAUAAAAUUAAUGAAUACAUGUAUAAUAAUAUUAUAUAAAUAUGUUUAAUAUGUGUACGAGUAUAUAGAUAAUAAUAUUAUGUUAAUUACAUUUUUUAUGUUGUGUUUACUUUUGCAGUAUUAUUGUAAAUAUACUAAAAUAAUAUAAAUAAAAGAUAAUAUUAUGUAAAAUGUAUUGAUGAUAAAUUUGUGAA